UGUAGUAUCAGUAUAUAAGCGUCACAAGACCUCUUCAAACGCAUAAAUCUUUCUUUCUACUUUCAUUUUCUAACAUUCAUAAAGUUAUCACUUCUCUCUCACAAUGAAACAACCUCACUCGCAACCGCAACCGCGAUUUCACCUCUUCAUCCUCCUCCUAAUAGCCAUCAUAGCCACCGUCUCUUCCUCUUCUUCUCCACUAGACCCAAAGCAGCUCAAAGCUCUCAAAAUCCUCACAGUAACCAAAGAUCCUUGCAACAACAACCACUCCUCAACCACCAUAACUUGCGACGAUGCUAACCCUUUCCGCCACAUAACCUCUCUCUCCUUCAAAAACUCAUCCUCCCUCCCCUCAAAAACCCUAAAACCUCUCUCCAAAACCCUCCUCUCCCUCUCCUUCCUCAACUGCCCUUCUCUCUCCCCUCCAAAGCACCUCCCAACCUCCCUCCACACCUUCUCCUCCCUCUCCUCCUUCCACCGUCACCCCCUCUCAGGCGUCUACCUCGCCCGUCUCAUCAACCUCACAACCCUCACCAUCUCCUCAACCCCAAUCAAAGCCUCCGGUCUCUACGUCAUCCUCGGAAACAUGCCUAACAUCACAACCCUCACACUCUCAUCCUCAAACCUCCCCGGAAAAAUCCCCAAAACGUUUCACUCAAACCUCACUCACAUCGACCUAUCAAACAACCUACUCAGAGGCUCCCUAAGACGCUCCAUCACACUCCUCACAAACCUCGAGUCCUUGAACUUAUCUCGCAACUCACUCUCCGGGGAGAUACCGAACAGCAUCGGAGACUUAACUCUGCUGAAAAACUUGUCACUAGCUUCCAACAGAUUCUCAGGACUAAUACCAAACUCGGUCUCCUAUCUUUCUCAGCUGACGCAUUUGGAUCUAAGCGGGAAUAAGUUAAACGGCGUCGUUCCGAGAUUCUUUUCCGGGAUGGAGAGUCUCAAACACUUGAACCUCGCUGAUAACUCCUUCCGUGGAGUUUUACCGUACAACGAAAGCUUCAUCAAGAAACUAGAGUUUUUCCAAGUUAGAGGGAACAGUGGUCUCUGUUAUAACAAUACUGUUGUUUCUUGGAAACUGAAUCUUGGUAUUGCUCCGUGUGAUAAGUACGGUUUGCCGUUAUCACCAUCUCCGCCGCGGAAGGAGGAGGACUCCACGUCGGAGGAGGAGGAAGAUGAUUACGACGAGGAUGGGGAUAAGAAAGAAGAGGAAGAUGGGUCUGAUAACAAGAUUGUGCUUGGUGUAGCCAUUGGUCUUUCUUGGCUUGUGUUCUUGAUCGUUUUCCUCAUCCUUCUUGCUAAAUGGAGUGUUGUUUCGAAAUAAGCCAGACCGUUGGGGUUUAAAUCCGGUACAGGUCCGGUUUAGGAUUCUUUUUUUUUUUUUUGUUGCUUUUGUAAUUGUUUUGCAUUUGAGUGUGUGAGAGAGAGUAAAUGAAUGGGAAAGUUAUGAUUAUGUUCUUCUCUCAUUUUCUCCAAAUUUUGUUAUUGUGAAUUGUGAUUUUGUGGGUUUAUAAGGCUUCAUUCAUGAUGACUGUCUGAAAUGUAUAUUUUGG
Eruca vesicaria subsp. sativa (arugula) is the source of this 1562-nucleotide messenger RNA. The record is from the annotation of a GenBank genome assembly. Lineage: Eukaryota; Viridiplantae; Streptophyta; Magnoliopsida; Brassicales; Brassicaceae.